Molecule: messenger RNA, 690 nt
Organism: Prunus armeniaca (apricot)
Lineage: Eukaryota; Viridiplantae; Streptophyta; Magnoliopsida; Rosales; Rosaceae
Source: the annotation of a GenBank genome assembly
AUGAUUGGGGUUGGGAAGAUCAAGCAAUACUCUAAUGUCCUCGACAAGCCCCUCAGCAAGGGAAAACAAGAGGUCAGUUUGAGUGCGUUUGCAUUCUUGUUUUCGGAGCUUGUGCAGUACAACCAGACACAGGUUGACAACAUUGCCGAGUUAGAACGCAGGCUGGAGGAUGCAGGAUAUGCUGUUGGGGCUCGAGUUCUGGAGCUUCUUUGCCAUAGGGAUAAGGGAAACAGAAGGGAGACAAGGUUAUUGGGUAUCCUGUCUUUUGUGCAUAGCACUGUGUGGAAGGUGUUAUUUGGAAAGGUAGCCGAUUCCCUUGAGAAAGGCACUGAACAUGAAGAUGAGUACAUGAUUAGUGAGAAGGAGCUCCUUGUGAACCGAUUUAUUUCGAUUCCAAAAGACAUGGGAACCUUUAAUUGUGGAGCAUUUGUUGCUGGAAUUGUGAGGGGUGUUUUGGACGGUGCUGGUUUUCCAGCUGUAGUAACAGCUCAUUUUGUACCAGUGGAGGGUCAGCAACGACCUCGAACAACCAUUUUGAUAAAAUUUGCUGAAGAGUUAAUGGGAGUGAGUACACUUGCAAAUUAUACACAUCCACGGUUCACCUGCCUGUGUACUACGAAGAGAAGCAAGGUUAGGUUGACGCUCGUGGCAAGACUAUCCCAUUAUAGUUUACCCAGUGCCUCUCCAUAG